This is a messenger RNA of Boeremia exigua, 762 nucleotides long. RefSeq lists its product as uncharacterized. Lineage: Eukaryota; Fungi; Ascomycota; Dothideomycetes; Pleosporales; Didymellaceae. The transcript has 3 exons. The record is from RefSeq and is a predicted model, not a curated record. The coding region runs from base 1 to 762 and encodes 253 amino acids. Gene Ontology annotation, molecular function: protein binding.
AUGGCAACUCAAAGCUGGUCUGGCUCGACAAUCGAAGUAGUGACGCAGAACUAUGGGGAGAUGAUGCGCGACGAUGUUGUCAAGCUCAAGAUCGGCGCAGACCACGUCGAAUACUUCGUACAUCCGGGAUUUCUGCUACAGCACUCAGAGUACUUCAGAAGGUUACUUAACGGGAACUGGAAAGAAGUGGCCGAGGAAGCUAUCUGUCUAGACGACGUCGACUGCAAGACCUUCGAGAUCUUUCUGCAAUGGCUGUACACCCAGCGAUACCCCACAGACGAUCAGUUUCGCGCGGAAACUCCCCCCGGCAGCACCUCAGGCCGAGCCAUGCAACUCGCGAGAAUCAAGGCGUGCGAAUUCGGCGACCGCUUCAUGGCCAGUGGCUACCUUCUCGCGUCUGAGAACGCGCUUAUUGACAGUCUGAUCGUCGAUACUCAAAUCCCCUUCUAUGACACCAUCAUCUACGCGUUCACUCACUUGCGAUCCGACAGCCCGAUCCUACAGGCUUUGAUCGACUCGCACUGCUUCUGUUGGCACGAACAGUCAGACACCGAGAAGAAUGGGGAACUGCAACUUCGAUCGCAGCUCCCCCACAGCUUUUUGCUUGGUGUUGCGUUGAGGUAUAUGCAAACCCAAGACGGCCAACGGAGGCUCUUGGAUCGCUGCGACUACCACAAGCAUAGCACGGACAACGAAAGGGGAGAUAACUGCACUAUAUCGUGCGUUGAUGACUUCGAGACCUCGUCCGCCUAUGGAAUAUGA